This is a messenger RNA of Galeopterus variegatus (Sunda flying lemur), 2738 nucleotides long. RefSeq names its product dystrophia myotonica-protein kinase (gene DMPK). Gene Ontology annotation, cellular component: cytoplasm; cytoskeleton. Gene Ontology annotation, biological process: peptidyl-threonine phosphorylation; actomyosin structure organization. The transcript is spliced from 16 exons. NCBI's taxonomy places the organism in Eukaryota, Metazoa, Chordata, Mammalia, Dermoptera, Cynocephalidae. Gene Ontology annotation, molecular function: protein serine/threonine kinase activity; ATP binding. Bases 1 to 1941 code for a protein of 646 amino acids. The record is from RefSeq and is a predicted model, not a curated record.
AUGGUGCUGCCUGUCCAACAUGUCAGCCGAGGUGCGGCUGAGGCGGCUCCAGCAGCUGGUGCUGGACCCCGGCUUCCUGGGGCUGGAGCCCCUGCUCGACCUUCUCCUGGGCGUCCACCAGGAGCUGGGUGCCUCCAACCUGGCCCAGGACAAGUAUGUGGCCGACUUCUUGCAGUGGGUCCUUCUUCCAACCCCAAGUCCAGUGUUUACCUAAGUGUGGUCCAAGAACCACCUGCAUCUGAAUCUACAGCGGAGCCCAUCGCCGCGAGGCUUAAGGAGGUUCGACUGCAGAGGGAUGACUUUGAGAUUCUGAAGGUGAUCGGACGCGGGGCGUUCAGCGAGGUAGCGGUGGUAAAGAUGAAGCAGACGGGCCAGGUAUACGCCAUGAAGAUCAUGAAUAAGUGGGACAUGCUGAAGAGAGGCGAAGUGUCGUGCUUCCGUGAAGAGAGGGAUGUGUUGGUGAAUGGGGACAGGCGCUGGAUCACGGAGCUGCACUUCGCCUUCCAGGAUGAGAACUACCUGUACCUGGUCAUGGAGUACUACGUGGGCGGGGACCUGCUAACGCUGCUGAGCAAGUUCGGGGAACGGAUCCCAGCCGAGAUGGCGCGCUUCUACCUGGCUGAGAUCGUCAUGGCCAUAGACUCGGUGCAUCAGCUGGGCUAUGUGCACAGAGACAUCAAACCGGACAACAUCCUGCUGGACCGCUGCGGCCACAUCCGCCUGGCGGACUUCGGUUCCUGCCUCAAGCUGCGGGAGGAUGGAACGGUGCGGUCGCUGGUGGCUGUGGGUACCCCGGACUACCUGUCCCCCGAGAUCCUGCAGGCCGUAGGUGGCGGGCCUGGGACAGGCAGCUACGGGCCCGAGUGUGACUGGUGGGCACUGGGCGUGUUCGCCUAUGAAAUGUUCUAUGGGCAGACGCCCUUCUACGCUGACUCCACGGCCGAGACCUACGGCAAGAUCGUCCACUACAAGGAGCACCUGUCUCUGCCGCUGGCGGACGCAGGGGUCCCUGAGGAGGCCCAAGACCUCAUCCAGCGGCUGCUGUGUCCCCCGGAGACACGGCUAGGUCGGGGUGGAGCAGGCGAUUUCCAGAAGCAUCCUUUCUUCUUUGGCCUCGACUGGGACGGUCUCCGUGACAGCAUGCCCCCCUUUAUACCAGAUUUCGAGGGUGCCACUGACACGUGCAAUUUCGACGUGGUGGAGGAUGGGCUCACUGCCAUGGUGAGCGGGGGCGGGGAGACACUGUCCGACAUGCAGGAAGACAUGCCACUGGGGGUCCAACUGCCCUUUGUGGGCUACUCCUACUCCUGCAUGGCCCUCAGGGACGAGGUCCCAGUCCCCAUACCCAUGGAAAUGGAGGCCGAGCAGUUGCCUGAGCCACAUAUCCAAGUGCCCAGCCUGGAGCCCACGGUGUCCCCACCAAAGGAAACAGCUGAAGUGACAGUUCCCGCGACUAUCCCUGUGGCCGAGCCCGAGGUGACGCUUCGGGAGCUCCAGGAAGCCCUGGAGGAGGAAGUGCUUUCCCGGCAGAGCCUGGGCCGGGAGAUGGAGGCCAUCCGCACGGCCAACCAGAACUUCGCCAGUCAACUGCGCGAGGCCGAGGCCCGGAACCGAGACCUGGAGGCGCACGUCCGGCAGUUGCAGGAGCGGAUGGAGUUGCUGCAGGCCGAGGGAGCCGCAGCUGUCACGGGGGUCCCCAGUCCCCGGGCCACGGAUCCACCUUCCUAUCUAGAUGGCCCCCCGGCCGUGGCUCUGGGCCAGUGCCCGCUGGUGGGGCCAGGCUCCAUGCACCGCCGCCACCUGCUGCUCCCUGCCAGGAUCACUAGGACUGACCUAUCGGAGGCGCGUUCCCUGCUCCUGUUCGCCGCUGCUCUGGCUCGUGCCACCUCCCUGGGCUGCACUGGGUUGGUGGCCCGCACCGGCCAUCUCGCCUCAGUCUGAAGCCGUCCCAGAGCCGCCUUCGACCCCUGAACCCUAGAACUCCAGACUAUCCUCCACUCGGGCCCCGCUGGAGGGUUGGGUGGCCCGGGUACAACCCAGAAACCUCUCCCACCGCCUUGCCGUUCACAUCACUCCCAGCGUGCGUCUCCGCCCCAGCUCCAGUCCUGUGAUCCGGGUGUGCCCCCUGGCGGCCGGGGAGGGAAGAGCCCGGUCCGCAGCCGGCGAAUGGGGCUCGCGGGGGGGCUUGUAGCCGGGAAUGCUGCUGCUGCUGCUGCUAGGGGAAAUCGCGGGUCACUUCUUUCCUCCGGCUGGGCUGAGGCCCCGACGUGGAUGGGCAAACUGCAGUCAUGAGAAAGCAGCAGGCCCGGGUUUGGCCAUCCAUUUUUCAUUCUCCACGCACCCCCAACACACCAUCGGCUCUCCAACCACAAACCCUCUUUGUGCAUGAGGCCCUUCCUCUCCGGGGAACGUUCUGUUACCGCGGCGAACAUCCGGUGCGACCUCCGUCCGGUCUCUCGGGAACCUUUUGCUUUUGCCGGCCCCGCUUUUUCGGGGACUCCCGCGCUCCCCUCUUCACGUGCGCUGUUGUCGGAGCCACAGCCGGCUCCGCCCGCCUCGACGGUUCGGCUAUUUAUUGACCUUGUCUUCCGACCCGCUGACAGGCUGCAGGACCCCAGCACCCUAAUCCACGUUUUGGAUGCACUGAGAUCCCAACAUUCCUCGGUAUUUAUUGUCUCUCCCCACCUAGGACCCCACCCCCGACCCUCGCGAAUAAAAGGCCCUCUCGUCAGCCCAAA